AAGUUGCAUAUAAGUCUUGUUUUAUGGUUGGAUGCUACCUUAGCGGUGAGGAGUUUUAAUGGGAAAACAGCUAGAAUCCCACACAAUUCAUGUUAUUUUAAUUUGUAUGUAGCUACUUAUGACCCACCCAACCAAUGAACUCUAUACUAAAGUACCAAUGUACUUGUAUACAGUUCAAUACCACUCGUGGUAAACGGCAACGUUGGACUGUGCUAUGUUUAGCUCCUCCUUCAUAGUUUGAUAAUCUGUGGCUCCACCUCCUUCUGUAGGUCUGAACAUAACCGUCUUUAUCUAUGAACAUAACCCGAAUAAUGAUCAAGUUUAAAAGUGAAAUGGAAAAUUUGGGUAAUAUAAAUUGAAAUUAAGAUAUGGUGAGCAGGACCGAAAUGCCACUAUUCCGCUAAAUAUCCAGAUGCAAAGUGGGUGAUGGGCAAAUACAAUAUGUCCUUAGAUAAUUUAUAAUCAUGGUCGACCAAGAAAAAAGCCUCUUUACUUCUGUACAUUUACACACAAACGUUACAUGUAUAGAAGUAAUUGCCAAUCACGUUUUUGCUGGUAUAGGACGGUGUUUGAACAUUUUUGACGCAGAUAAUCAUUUAGUGAAGAAACAGAACGUUUUCAAAAGUGAUGUAAUAUUUGGCAUAAAACCGAACUCAGAACUGAAUAAACUGAUCGUCUAUGGUCAAAAGAGUAUCACUCUAGUACCCGUUUGCUGCGAUAGUCUCGAACUAGGCAAAUCUGAGGAACACUCAUUGACCGAUUGGAUACUGUGCGCGCGAUGGAUCGACGAUGAUACCAAAUUUGUUACAGUCUCUAUGCACAAUGAAGUUAUUUUAUGGACUCAGGAUUUUCGUUCGCAAACAUCAGUCAUAUGCGAAGUAAAGUGCCUUGUGUAUAGUGCCUAUAUAUGUUUUAAGCGGUGGAAGGAGCUGCUCAUUUUAUCUGGAACUGUUUUCAAUGAAAUCCUGCUAUGGAGACCUUCUUCUGUGAACUUGCAGAAUGGACUCUCUACAGUUGUGAAGACACUCAAGAAGCAUAAUGGCGUAAUUUUCUGCAUUGACGUGGACGUGGACAAAGGCCUCAUAUGCACUACUUCCGAUGACCGGUCCGCUGUUCUCUGGAAGUUAAGGAAUCCCGAAACAUUAACCGACGAAACUGUUAUCCACUCGCAACGACUGCAAAUAACUGCCGAGUGCCAAGUGUAUGGACACACAUCCAGAGUAUUCAAGUGCUUGAUAUUGCCUACUGCUUUUGCUACAGCUGGAGAGGACUCCUUUGUCAUUUUGUGGACUUUUCGAGGUGAUUUGAUCAGAAAACUCAGUUCACAUCAAGGUGGUCCCGUGUGGGCUUUGGGCUACCACAGCGGAACUGAUUGUCUCUACAGCGGACGGGCCGAUGGGGGUCUUCAGCGAUUUACAUAUAAAUGUGCCGCGGAGGAAAUUGUGAUGCAGUUGCCUGCAACGGAACAGCCCAGACAUGUAGCGAUUUUAGAUUCGAGAAGCAUGCUUUGCAUGUCGGAAAGCGGCACAUUAUACCAAGAAGGUGAGUGCAAAUUUCAACUGAUAUUAGGCAAGCAUCGAGACUUGCAAAAAUACUCUCUGCUCCGAGUCUCGCCAUGCAGGAAGUUGGCGGCUCUAGCGGGCUAUGAGGGCCAGAUUUAUAUCUACCGAAGUAUAAAUGCAGAGGUACGAUUGAUUCAUCAGUAUUUCCUCAAAUCGAAGUUGCGAAUUCUGGCAUUUCACUGGCUUGAUUGCAGAAGGUUUGUGGUUCUGCAACAGACAACUGUCACAUUGCAUUUUAUCCAUCAGGAGACGAUUCGCGUCGCGGACAUAUUUGAGUUACCUGCAGGACCUAAAGGCAGAUUUACCACUUGCGCUUGUGCUCGGAACAAACACCUUAUUAUUGGCGACAGCGUAGGGCACAUUUACAGCUUCAUCUUAGGUAAUCGUUUGCCGGUGGAUGUUAUUAGAAACGCCCACAGCCAUCUAGGAGUGACCCAACUCUAUGUGAGUCACAACAAGGUGAUUUCUUUGGGAAAAAAUGGGUUUAUUAAAGAUUACGCCAUUGAUGAGCUGACUGGUCAAUUAGAAUGUACUAGAUCGCACCAGACAAACUUUGGUUGGCUGACCGCCAUAGAAAGGGGCGAUUAUAUUCUAUCGUUUUCUGGCAACACUUUUAGAGUUUCUGAUGUCCAAUCGGGAGUUUUGCUUGAAGCACGUUGUGGAGGCGGUCAUCGCUCUUGGGACUGCGCCUCGGAUGAUAGAGGCAACUUGUUGUUUUCGUUCAUCAAGCAGAAGAUGAUACACAAAAUGACAUUCGAUUUAAACAGCUACAAGCCGAGCAAUUUGAUUCAGGGCUGCCAUUCUCGCGCUAUUAACUGCAUGAAACUGGUGGCGUGUGACGACUCCCUUCUAAUGCUCUCAGGCGGCGAAGACACCAUGCUACGCAUCAUGGCAAUACCAGCAGAUGGUUCUGUAAGGGUUUUGGACUGCCUGAAGGUGCACUUGUCUAGCAUCCGCGCCUUGCAUCUACAUCAACUAGGAAGAGACUACAAAGAUCAAUUGUUGGUAAGUGCAGGAGGCCGCGCCCAGAUAAUUUCCUGGCACCUGCAAAUUUGGAGUGAGACACGCGUGACAUGUACGGAGAGAUACAAUUUUUACGAGGCCUCAAGCCAUGACGAGGGCGAAACAAGGAUCAUGGAUUUGAGCACUGCGCAUAUAGACAAUCACUUGGUGCUAUUUGCUGGUUGUUCCACGGGUUGCGUCAAAGUUUUCGAAAUAUUAGACGAUUUGACCUUGUUGUAUCAGAAGGCCGUGGUGCAUUCCAACUAUUCCAUAACGAAGCUUACCUGCAUCACCCAGUACCAGUUACUGGCGUCAAUGGCCACCGAUGGAGCUCUGUCUUUUUGGCAUAUUUCUGAGGCCGUCCCUUCUGAGCCCUUGCAGUCUUAUGCGCUGCAUCAAUCGGGCAUUAACAGCUUCAGUUGUUCGGUGCAGAAGAACGAGCUAGUGGUUUUGACUGGCGGCGAUGACAACUGCGUUACAUUGUCUUUGUUUCUUAUACGUCCGCUUGGGCGCAGUACAACCAUCUGCAAAGUGCACCAAUUUCAGAACAAAUCCAUUCAUUGCGCUCAGAUAACUGGAGCCCUCCUCAGCAAGCGCUAUGCGAUCACCAGCUCCAUCGACCAACGAAUUGUCUUGAGCAAAUGGACGUGUUUGCAUAACCAAGUGAGGAUGAUACAGACGUUCACUUACAACACGGCUGUCACCGAUCUGCAUGGCUUGGAGGGAACAUUUGGCCAACGACUGUGCGCUUAUGGGGACGGGUUUGAGAUUUUAGAUGUGAAUGUGCCAAUGCCUCAAUCAACAGACGAUGUUCUUGAUGAUGUCGAUGCCAAGGAUAACCAACAUCGUCAAGCACCCUUAUGAUACAUAAUGGAGCUGGAAUUGGUUUAAUAAAGUUGCUUGCAUUAGCUGUUGCACCGUGAA
This is a messenger RNA of Dendroctonus ponderosae (mountain pine beetle), 3488 nucleotides long. Its product is annotated as WD repeat-containing protein 6. Gene Ontology annotation, molecular function: protein binding. Gene Ontology annotation, cellular component: cytoplasm. Bases 465 to 3428 code for a protein of 987 amino acids. The record is from RefSeq and is a predicted model, not a curated record. NCBI's taxonomy places the organism in Eukaryota, Metazoa, Arthropoda, Insecta, Coleoptera, Curculionidae. The transcript is spliced from 3 exons. Gene Ontology annotation, biological process: tRNA methylation.